GAAAUUUGACUCUCAAGGCUUAUGAAGAUGACUGUGAAUUUGCUGACCCAGCUGGUUCAUUCAAAGGUCUUAAGCGCUUUAAACGAAACUGCUCAAAUUUUGGGUCUCUGCUCGAAAAAUCUAAUAUGAAACUCACAAAGUGGGAGGACUUUGAGGAUAAGUCGGUUGGACACUGGCGUUUUAACUGUAUCAUGUCAUUCCCUUGGAGACCUAUACUUUCUGCCACAGGGUAUACAGAGUACUACUUUGACGCCGAAUCAGGGAGAGUGUGCAAGCACGUAGAACAUUGGAAUGUUCCCAAAAUGGCACUUCUCAAGCAAAUAUUCAGGCCAAGCCGCUGGGUCUGGGAGAAGCGCUGAAAACUUUUACUACCGAGGGAGGACGCCGAAGGAGUCGAAAUGUUCACAUAUAUACACAAGGGUGUGUGCUAAUGUAAGCAGCUGUAGCAGAACCCUACAAUCCAGUGUCCAUACGAAUCAGAGAAUGAAGCAAAUGUAGUAGCAUUCUUGGGAGGUACUUGAGUUUAUAUUAGAUUUGCUUCAUCGAUGCUGAAGCAAUGCUGUAAAUUUGAGGAAAUGGAAAAUUAGAGUUUUUGGCUGUUAUGGAAGAACAAAACAUGCUUCUGGGCUUCAUAAAAUGCUGGUUUCGAGCUAUAAGAAAUUAUAGAUGAUUGUCAGCAAAAACUAUUGUA
Ananas comosus (pineapple) is the source of this 691-nucleotide messenger RNA. RefSeq lists its product as uncharacterized. NCBI's taxonomy places the organism in Eukaryota, Viridiplantae, Streptophyta, Magnoliopsida, Poales, Bromeliaceae. The record is from RefSeq and is a predicted model, not a curated record.